Molecule: messenger RNA, 2403 nt
Organism: Caenorhabditis auriculariae
Lineage: Eukaryota; Metazoa; Nematoda; Chromadorea; Rhabditida; Rhabditidae
Source: the annotation of a GenBank genome assembly
AUGGCGACAUGUAGCAGGACGUUCACGAGGAAGUUCAGCGGAACAACGUCGCUCGGUUCUUGGAUCCAUAAAUGGCCUCGUUUCAAAAGAUGGCAGGAACUCCAGAAGGCCAACGUGAUCUUGGAAACAGUUUUCGAUUAUUGAAGGGAUGUUUUAGGAAGACCAUGUUGUUGAAAAAACGCGAAUGAAGAACUUUAUUCGCUUGCCAACUGGUCUUUACAUCACACCAGAACGACCAGAGGACUGUACGUGGUUUUUAGAAAAACUAUAAAAUAUUUCCAUUUUGAGAUUUCGCCCAAAUAGGUAAAUUAUCAUAAUAUUGAUCAUUUAGGUUGAAAAAGAAAAGAAAGAUGUUCGCAGGUUUUGAAGUCUAAAAAGGAAGUUUGGAUGAACAAAUAAAAAAUUAUCCUAUCUGAUUUUUUCGUUUCGUUUUUUACGCUUCUUAUCAAAGGUUAUUCAAUUUUUUAAAACCAAAAAUCCCUACAAUUGGGAAAAUUUCAAAAAAAAAAAAGAGUAUUUCGCUAGAAAAACCUGCCAAAAACGAAUGGUUUACGAGUUCAGUAGCGCCAAAGAAGGCAACUGCGGACAUGACUCGGCGGGAAACUGGCGCCUUGCCAAUGGAUCUGCUGACCUGGCACACUCAGAUGCGCUACGUCGACCACAGCCUCGACAACAUCCGUCGCUACAACCGCUACACCAACUUCCAGCACAUGCAGUACGACCAAAGGUAUUUCUCUGCCCAGCGAUUCAGUUCAUGAGUCGUUUCGAGGAUGAUUCCGGAACGGUUGCUGUUCCUCGGCGCCGACCUGGCCGCUGCGCAUUUUCUUGUUCAUCGAGGGGCCGCCGUCAAGUUCCUAGGCGACGACUCUUGGUAUAAACGAGAUAAACGCAAGGUCGAUUUUCUUUGACGAAUAAUUAACAUUUCCGAGGUUCAGCAGUACAAAUUGCCCGGCAGAAAGGUGGAAAAUCUUCUUAUCGAAGCGAUCGAUGCGAGUGGAACCUCACUCAUGUUUGAAGGUUUCAAACUACCAGGAAUCGUUCGGAAAUAGGAGGCGUUCAGGUCUCGAGAACUUGGAAGGACUUCUAAAGCUCCGACUUCUGCGAUUGGCCAACUGCGAAUACGUCGACGACUGGUUCCUGGGACGAGUCGGCGCCAUGUUCCCUGAGCUGGAGAUGCUGGAUCUCAGUGGCUGCGACCGAAUCAGCGCCAAAGGUUCCUUUUCAUUUCACCUAGCUCAUCCUUGCUGACAUUUUAGGUCUGAUGGGCUUGAAAAGCAUGAAGAAACUGAAAUACCUACGUCUGGAAGGCCUGGAUGUGAAAGUACUUUUAAUUUUAUGUUUCCAAAUUUUUUUUUUGUUUUCCAGGACGUUGGAAAAGCGGCUUUACUGCUGGAAGAGACGAUACCUCGGCUGCAAAUACUUGGAGUCGACUACGAAAAUUGCCUGGAGAGAGUGGAGGCCGAGAUUCGGUUGCUGGAGGACGAGAGGGUCGUUCAGGACGCGAGAGGUGGAAAGUGUCUAACCACAAAAAUCAUUGUGUUCAAAUGUGCUUUUUUGCGUCUCUUGAUAUCUGUCGGUGUAAUGUCAAUGCAUGCUCAAGCUUUUUUAAGACAAAGAGACAGAAGAUAAAAUUCUGUUUUCGUUCAACUUUUGUUCUAGUCAGCGUAGUAGAAAGUGAGAAAAAAUUCUAAAAGAAUGGUCUUAACUCUUUUUAACUUAGCGUAGUCUCCAUUUGACUUCGAAAAAAGGACGUUUAUAUAGAAACUAAUUUUAAUUAUGUGCAGAAGAGUAUGAACGUGUGAGAUAGAAAGAGAAAAUUUUAGAAGCCUAUCAACUGAAAAUUCAGGAAACGCUUUUGUGGAGGACGACAACGGCCGGCUGUUCUACGUUAUGGGUGACGUGGAUGAAAGGGCGGUCGUCGACGACGGCGACAAUCCCAUCAUGACGUCAACCGUUCGCCGGUUCCUCAUCGUCCCGACUUCUGUCUUACUGUAUCUAUUCAGAGAAAUACCGGACAUGAGUGACGAGCAGUUCGAUAAAAUAAACGCGUUGAGUGGCGGUAAACUGAAACAUCUUCUGGUCGGCUCGCCUAGCGGCUACGAAUGGACUUCUACGGUUCGACGACUUCUCCGACUGACUACCAUCAGAUUUCAGACAGAGACGAUCCUCCAGUCGGAAGCGGAGUGGAAAAGCCGCGCCGGCAUCGACGUCAACCCAAAAAUGCUCCCAGGACGAACCUAUGAGGUUAGAAAUCGGUUUCAUUCUUCGAAGAUGGAUUUGUUUCAGAUAGAGAAACAGAACAAGCUUGAAGAAGAGAAGAAGCGCUUCUUCGAGAACUUUCCUUCCCACGAACAAUUGGGAGACGAGGAGAGUGAACAGAGAAAAAUCAGUCACGGUUCUUAG